Molecule: messenger RNA, 231 nt
Organism: Haemonchus placei
Lineage: Eukaryota; Metazoa; Nematoda; Chromadorea; Rhabditida; Trichostrongylidae
Source: the annotation of a GenBank genome assembly
GAAAUGCCGCCGCCGUCUAUUCAAGUUCAGAAGGACACCACACCUAUCGUGAUCAAUAAUGAAGAUGUCACCGCUACACCGGCCAUGACCACGAUGGAAUCCACGGAGAACAUGCCAUCAGAAUCAGUGACUGACCAUCCAAAGGACAUCACUACCACUACUGUCAAAGCUUCAACAACGCUCAGACUCACUACGUUACUGGUAUUCGUCAUCACUUUGCGAAUGUUCUAG